Messenger RNA from Microthlaspi erraticum, 972 nucleotides. The record is from the annotation of a GenBank genome assembly. Lineage: Eukaryota; Viridiplantae; Streptophyta; Magnoliopsida; Brassicales; Brassicaceae.
AUGAGUGGAUAUAAUCAAGAUCAAGUAAGGGAUAUGAUAGUGGCCUAUUACUCAAAUCUGCUGGGAUCCGAGUUUCUAAUAUUGUGUCCUUCUCUGUGGAAGAUAUUAGAGGGAUUCAUCCUUACAGGUGCUCGGAAUCCUUGGGACAUCAGCUUAAGGCAAACCUAUUACAAGAACAAAACUUUUGGGAAUCUUGGUGUACCCCAAAGGAUUGUGGAGAUAUGUUUGCUUCGUUCGCUGGCUCGGCCUUUCCUGUAUUGUGAAGUCGGUUAUGGCUCCUCAUCGAGCUUCUGGUUGGAUAAUUGGACAGAUAUGGGACCUUUGAUUGAUCUUUCCGGAGCUAGUGGUCCGAGAUCUACUGGGCUGCAUAUCAAUGCAGUGGUGUCGGAUGCAAUAAGGGACGGGGAUUGGUGGCUUUCUUCUUCUGGAAGCUGGAAUCCUAUUAUUUCUCUGAUUCAUUCUUGUCUUCCGGAGGUGGAAGGUAUAUUGUCAAGUGAAAGUGAGGACAGUUUUUGGUGGAAAAUUGGGAACAAUCCUCCUUCACCUUCCUUCUCGACUUCCCUCACUUGGGAGUUCCUGUUUCUACCGGGAAACGUGGUUAUGUGGACUCACGAAGAAUCUCGUCAGCACAUGUUUUUCGAUUGUCAGUUCAGCAAGGAGGUCUGGUUUUUCUUCACUUGGGCGGCCAAUCUCACUUGUCCUACUCUCUUUGAUGAUGUUGUGGUUUGGAUAAUCAAUGCGUCUCUUAAUCCGAAUGUCAAAUCUAUUAUCAAGCUCCUAUUUCAAGCAACCAUUUAUCUCCUUUGGAAGGAUAGGAAUUCUAGGCUUCACUCUUCUAUCUCGAGACUAUCUGGAAGCGUUAGGGAAGAGAUCAAGUCAGUUACCCGUCGGAAAAUUGAUCCUAUGUCAAGAGCUCAGCGUAACUUGCCAUCUACAGUCUCUCUUCUAACAAUCUGGUUCUCUGUGUUCUAG